Oppia nitens is the source of this 1188-nucleotide messenger RNA. RefSeq names its product N-lysine methyltransferase SMYD2-A-like. The record is from RefSeq and is a predicted model, not a curated record. Gene Ontology annotation, molecular function: protein binding. The coding region runs from base 64 to 1188 and encodes 374 amino acids. NCBI's taxonomy places the organism in Eukaryota, Metazoa, Arthropoda, Arachnida, Sarcoptiformes, Oppiidae. Gene Ontology annotation, cellular component: nucleus. The transcript has a single exon.
AAUGAUAACUUAGUGAUUAAAUAGUCAUUUCAAUCGAUAUACUAAUCAUAGAGUAUAUAAGUCAUGAAUGUUAGCAAAGGUAUAGCCAUCGCGUCCAAGAAAUACUCUCCGGGAGAUGUUAUAGUCAAAUGUAUGCCAUUAUUACAUAUUGUUAAGUAUGAGUAUAGAGACCGGUGUUGUGACUAUUGUCUUCGGUUUAGUAAUCAUUUGAAGAAAUGUAGUAAAUGUGGAAAAUUAAACUAUUGUGACCAGACUUGCCAACGACACGACUGGCCAUUUCAUAAGCUCGAGUGUCCCGUUAUUUCAAAGUAUAAACUAUUGAAUUUUGAAAAACAAGGCUAUGAUUAUAUGCAACGAAUGGUACUUCGCUUAUAUCUAAUGUGUGUCUCAAAGCCUGAACUAUUGAACCGUCAAUUUCCGUUGCAUAAUGGUUUAUACCGUUCCCUUAAUAAUAUGGAAAGUCAUUCAAAAGAGAUCGAACCGACCAAAGCUUUUGAAGGAAUUGUCAACUAUUUUAAGUUGUAUUCAAUCAAUGGUUAUGACAGACAAUUGUUGCUUAAACUUUACGGUAUUUUGCAAAUCAACGCGUUUGGUAUCGACAGCUAUGAUGAGGAAAGAGGUAUUUGUCACUGCGCUUCGGGACUCUAUAUCGAAGGUUCGGUAUUUGAUCACAACUGUCAGUCUAACGCCUGUGCGUCGGGCGAGGGAUUAAUACUUGAAAUACGGGCGCUUAGAGACAUCAAUAUCGAUGAAGUGAUUACAAUAGAUUAUAUACAAAAUAUAUUACCAAAAGAAGAAAGACAUUCAAUACUGAUGGACAGGUAUUACUUCAAGUGUCAGUGUUUCAAAUGUCAAUCGGAUUUCGACGAAAAGUUUGAUUUUCAAAAGUUUAAUAAAUUACAAAAAGAAAGCGAAAUCAUUGAUUCAUCUAUCAGUGCCGUCAACUGUCGUACGCGUCACGAGUUUGUCCGCCAAUAUUAUCCUCACUUUCAUCCAAACUAUACUUACUUUCUCUACGAAUCACUUAAAUAUAAGCUAUCUUUGCUCAGAACUAAUCAUAACUUAAAUGCCAACAAAAUUCAACACAAAAAACUUGUUAAAGAAGUUAAGGAUAAUAUGAAAGUAACGCAUGGAUUGAAUCAUACUUUCUAUAAAAUGCUGGUUUCAGUCAUUAAACAAGACUUUUAA